AUGGAUUUCUACGGACUGACAGACCGCCUCGCCUUCCUCCUAACAUCCAUCCUCGACGAAGACAACGCGCCGCCACCGGAAUGCGCCUCGGCUCUUAGAAGCCACUGCGCGCUGCUGCUUUCCCUAUUGGAGGACGUCGAGCCGCUGGUAGACGCGUGGAGCGCGCAGCGGCAGCAGCUUCGCGGAAACAUCUUGCUUCAGUCGGCAUUGGACGAUUUGAGGGCCGUGCUGGAGGAAGCUUCCGGGUUGCUCUACUGGUGCUCAUUGGCGCGCAGCAAGGCGUACAUCGCGAUCAGCUCGGAAUGGGCAGCGCAGAAGUUUCAGGACCUGACCAUGCGACUGGGCGACGCUCUGCGCGACGCACACUCCGUCGUCGAGCCGUCGCCCGUGCAGCAGCCGCACUGGCACGGGCUGUCGCACGGGCAAGCUUCGGGGUGGCAGUUCCAGGUGCCGCACAUCCUCUCGAAGCUCUCGCGCGCGCAGUACCCCGUAGAGCCCUCCGCCGUCCGCUGCCGCGACACCAUCGCCUCGGUCGUUCCGCCCCCCCAUGCCUGCACCUGCGGUACGGCAACGGACUCAGGCUCGGUCGCUUCCAUGCCCGUCUCCGUGGGAUCCUCGUUUGAGUAUGCUCCGAUAGCACCUGCAGCGAUAGUUCGUUUCAAGAACCCUGCUUUGAUAGGAGCUGCCUUAUCUGUGGUCAAGAUUAUGCGAGAGGAGUGCCUGGGUAUCCCUUUCGCCGAACCUGCUCCCUCUCUUCCUGCCGAACCUGCUGUGGCUGGUUCGGAGCCAGGCCUGGGGAUCAUCUCUAGCUUCAGCCAAGGAGCCCUCCCGUCUGUUGCUGAAGUACCUGAGAUUUCACCUGAACAGGCACCUGAGGCAGCCAGCAGCGACGGAGAGGGAGGGAAAGCGGCUGCCACGAGCAAUGCGAUCUAUCUGUCUGGCCCCGCCAGGAGAGCCGCUGCGGCUGCUGCCAAGGCCAAGGCUGCCAACGCCCCGCCUCCUGCUCCUGCUGCUGCUCCUGCUCCUGCUCCUGCUGCUGCUCCUGCUCCUGCUCCUGCUCCUGCUCCUGCUCCUGCUCCUGCUCCUACUGCUGCCGCUGCAGCCGCUCCUGCUGUUGUUGCUGCUGUCGAUGCUGCUGCUGGAGCAGCAGGGGCAACAGAACCAGGGGCAACAGCACCAGAGGAGCUUGCAACCCCUGUUCCAUCCGCACCUCCUACCAAACCUGCUUCCAAACCUGCUCCCGAGCCUGUCACUCUGCCUACCUCAGCUGUUGCCCCCGGACCUGCUUCCCCAACCACCCCGUCCGGACCUGCACGCCGAGCCGCCGCCGCAGCUGCGGCAAGGCGGAAGAAGGAGCAGUUAGGGAAGGUCGAGAGUUGCGCUGGUGCUCCUGCGAGUGGGUGUCUGAAUGAGUUGGCUGGGUGCUUUGCUGGGGCUAAAGAGUAUGAAUGGAGUGAGAAAGAGGGAGGGGGAGGAGAAACGGGAAAAGGGGGAAGGGUGGGUGAAAAGGAGGUUGCAAGGGAGGGAGGCAACAGCAAAACACACCCUUUUCUGGGGCAGCAGCAGGAUGAGGAAAAGACGGGUGGAAAGGAACAGACGGAAAGGGCGUCGGAGAAAACACCUGAAAAAGCACCUGAGGAAACACCUAAGAAGCGGCAUCAGCAGGAGCGUGCAGGAGCCGGGACAAGGGAGAAAUACGCAGAAGCCAUUACUCCGAAGGCAAAAGAGGUGAAAGAGGUGGUGAUGGUGAUGGAAGUGGGCGAAGAUGAAGGAUUGGAGGAGAGGGAAGAGAGGGAGGGGGAAGGAGAAGGAGGGGAAGGAGAGAGAGAGUUGGAGUCUCAGGCGUUUGAGUCUGAACGGAAGGUGCAGCAGUGGUUAGAGCAGCAGCACCAGAAUGAGGGGGAGAUGAUACCGCAGCCAGAGCACCUGACACCUGACCACCUGCCAAAACACCUGGGGCUUGAGAACCAGCAGCAACAGCAACAGCAGCAGCAGCAGCAGCAGCAGCAGCAGCAGCAGCAGCCGCAGCCGCAGGAAAGGAAGCCUGCCGAGCUGGUUCGGAUGCUGCAGGGCUCCGAGCCUGCGCGGCUGCACGCAGCGGGGCGAAUCCGCGAGGUGGCACGGGGGGACGAGGACGCGCGGGAGCACUUGAGGCAGGCAGGGGUGCUGCGGCCGCUGCUGGACUGCGUUGCUGCUGCUGCUGGGCUGCCUGUGGGCGUGGAGGCGGUACUGCUGCAGAGCCAGGAGAAACAGGAGAAGCAGGAGGGACCGGGAGGAGGAGUAGGCAUGGGGGAUCCGCUCCCUCUUCCCCCUGGCGCUGCUGCUGCUGCCGGUCUUCCCUACUCUGCGUCUGCUGCUGGUCUUCCCUACUCUUCUUCUGCUGCUGGCCUUCCCUACUCUGCGUCUGCUGCCGGUCUUCCCUACUCUGCAUCUGCUGCUACAAGCUAUCCGUACCCUCCCCCCUCGCCUGCCAUGCCUGGCCUGCCCCUCACAGCACACCCCUGGGUGGCCCCUUCCCCCUCCCACCCUCCCAUCCGCUACUCCUCCUCUGCUCCUGGCUAUGGCAUCCCAGCCACUCCCUUUUCCGAGCGAGCAGGAUCCAUGCGAGCACCUUCCCCCACUCGAACCCCCUCUUUGUCUGCCGCCGCCGCCGCCGCUGCUGCGGCUGUUGCUGCCAAUGCUACUCCAAGGCACUUCUCAGCAGCUCACCCCGGCUUCCCUGCACUGCACCACCCGCACAUUCCCCACGCUCCCACCACCCCCUCUCGUUCUCACUCUUCUGCUCCUGCUCCUCCUCUAUCUGCCACCCCUUCUUUCAACUCCGCUCAUACCAACUGGGCUAUAGCAGAGACUGCUACUUUCGCUUUAGUCAACCUCACUCUCGAUCCAGUCAACUGCACUAUAGUCACCGAUCUCGGUGCCGCCCCAAUCCUCGUCCACAUCCUCCGUGCCGCCCCGACCGCCGUCCGGGACGCAGCAAUCGCAGCUCUCUUCGUCCUUUCCUCGUGCGACGCCGCCCGGCUGGACAUCGGCGCGGCCGGCGCGAUCCCGCUCCUCGUCUCCAUCCUACUGGACGAAAAGCCCCAGCGGCAGCCCUCGGCUUGUCCGGCCAACUCAGACCGAGCCAAAGAAGACGCCCUUCUCACUCUCCUCAACCUCUCCCACCUCACCUCCAACAAAUCAACCCUCCUUCUCUCCGGCACCCACCGCGCGCUAAUCCACAUUAUAACUCGCGCACCCGGCCACCGGCUGGCAGACAAGGCUCUCGCUACAAUGAGGCAGCUUGUAACGAGGCCGGAGGGGAGGGAGGCGGUGGUGCAGGCAGAAGGGGUGGGUGCACUGGCAAGGGCGUUGGAGCGAGGAUCGGAUAAGGGGAAGGAGGAAGCGACGGCGAUUCUGGUGGUUCUGUGGGAUAACAAUGGCGGGGGGCACAGGAAGGCGAUCAGGGAGAAGAAGAUUGGGAAGCUGCUGACGGCGGUGGCUCGGACAGGCUCGGAGCGUGGGCGAGCAAAGGCUCUUCAGCUGCUGAUUCACCUCGCAUGA
Closterium sp. Naga37s-1 is the source of this 3543-nucleotide messenger RNA. The record is from the annotation of a GenBank genome assembly. NCBI's taxonomy places the organism in Eukaryota, Viridiplantae, Streptophyta, Zygnematophyceae, Desmidiales, Closteriaceae.